AUGAAUGAGAGCACAGUCGAAGGAACAACAUCAGGCCAUUUUCUUACAACAGCCCUCCGUAUAUCCUCAACUCAGCACUACCAAGAAGAGCAUUCACCAUCGUUGUCAGGAUCAGAUUCUCUUCAUGUGCCUUCCCCCAUGAUGGCUUCAAGUGGAAGUUACCCAAAUCAGCAUUCAACAUCAACGGCACAAUCAGAUAUUAAUGUCACACCCCGUCCCGUGGCCCCUGCUGAAGUGACUGUUAUGUCUGGAGACCUCCACAUCUCACCGUCUGGUCCAGGAAUGAGGUUACCAAUUGAACACUUUGUUUCUGCACCAGUGAUGAUACUCAUUGUGUUGGGAGUGAUGGCUGGGAUCGUCGGAACUAUUCUUCUCAUCUCUUACAUCAUCUGCCGAGUGACAAAGAAAAGUUCAGUUGACAUACAGCCUCCUGAGGGUGGUGACAACGGUGUGCCUUUGAGUUCUAUUGAGCAGACCACUGGUCAAGAGUUCUCCAAUGUUUGAAAGACCUCAAGGAAAACAAGACUUCAGUCAAUGGGAAAAGUAAUGCAAUAAUCGGACUUUUCAGUAAAUUACGUACCUUCCUGAACUGCACCAUUGAAAGAAGAAAACCACCUUUUGGGCCUCAGUGAUUCACUAUGGGGGUGGGGAAACUGUACAUUAAUAACUGAAGAUGAACAAAAGCUUCCUUGUAUGCUUGAUUUUGCUGGCAGAAGUUUUUGUAAGUGCUUGACUAGAAAUUUUACUCAAAACUU
This is a messenger RNA of Grammomys surdaster, 755 nucleotides long. It is a transcript of the gene Gypa, whose product is annotated as glycophorin A (MNS blood group). Lineage: Eukaryota; Metazoa; Chordata; Mammalia; Rodentia; Muridae. The transcript has 8 exons. The record is from RefSeq and is a predicted model, not a curated record. Bases 1 to 504 code for a protein of 167 amino acids. Gene Ontology annotation, cellular component: membrane.